Messenger RNA from Peromyscus leucopus (white-footed mouse), 2610 nucleotides. It is a transcript of the gene Wfdc3, whose product is annotated as WAP four-disulfide core domain 3. Gene Ontology annotation, biological process: innate immune response; antibacterial humoral response. Lineage: Eukaryota; Metazoa; Chordata; Mammalia; Rodentia; Cricetidae. The record is from RefSeq and is a predicted model, not a curated record. Gene Ontology annotation, cellular component: extracellular region. Gene Ontology annotation, molecular function: peptidase inhibitor activity.
UGAUACUAAUAAACUGGCUGGCUGGAGUCGUCAGCCCUCACAGCCCUCCUGACCCCAGCUUUGGACUUUAUUUUUCUCCUCUCUGGUCCGCCCCCUCAGAGUCCCAGUGUGAACCCAGGAAGAACAGGUGGUCUGGUUCGCCCUCUCUCAUUUUCCUUCCAAAGGUCUCUCUUUGACCUUUAACCCAAUGGCUACCUCUCCUUUUUUCUAGCUUCCCAUUGGGAUCCUCAUCAUUGUCUAAGAGUAUUGUGUAUAUUGUAUGGCAGUAUUUGGUCCCUCCCAUCACAUGUGCCCUUUGGCAGUGCCAGGAAAAUUUCCACACUCCAGCAGCCAAUCAUUGUUCUUAUUGUGGAGGAGAAGACAUUCCUGGGGGGGUUAUUAUGUAAGAAACUGUUGGGAUUGGAUUGUCAGCAGUUACCCAGUCCUGUCCUUUCCUCUGCUGCUACCUCUGCUCUGAACUGAGCUCUCAACUCUCAACAUCAGCAGGAUGCUAAGCUACUUCUUCCUCCUGAAGGCACUUCUUGCUCUUGGGUCCCUGGCAUCCUGGGUAACUGCAGGAGAGCACGUGAAAGAGGGACAGUGCCUUCCUGAUCAGAACCCAUGCAAAUAUCUGUGCCAACUUGAUAGGUCAUGUCCUGCUGGGCAGAAGUGCCACAGCACAGGCUGUGCCAAGGCCCACCAAGCAGACCUCAUAGGGAGGAAAAGAGGUAGUCCCAAAGUUAUUCAGAGACCAUUCUGUUCUAACAUGUGUACCACACGUAAGGCAUGUCGCGCAAAGAGAUGCUGUACAUUUGGCUGCAACAAGAGAUGUGUAGUCCCACUCUUCAUACAGAAGCUGGGUAAAUUUGGUGGUGGAUGUCCUGCUGACCCUCUUCCAUGUGAGGAGCUCUGUGAUGGGGACACAUCUUGUCCCCAGGGACACAAAUGCUGCAGCACUGGCUGUGGCCACGCCUGCCGAGGAGACAUUGAGGGAGGGCGGGAUGGUCAUUGUCCCAGAAUUCUGGUGGGCCUGUGUAUUGUCAACUGCAUGGUGGAUGAGAACUGUCAACCUGGGGAAAAGUGCUGCAAGUCAGGAUGUGGCCGCUUCUGCGUCCCCCGACUCCAGCUGCUCCACCUGCCCACGGACUCCAACUUCACCAAUGGGUCUACACCUGAAUCAGAGUUUCAAGCACCCUAGCUGUUCUGACUUGUCUGGAAUCUUCUGGAAGCCAAGAAGGGGUGAUGUCCUGGGGCUUGUGACACUCCCACAGAUAUCAGGUCUCCUCUCUGCCUCUGCUGCCUGGAGCACACAGCAGCCCUGGGGACAGGAGUUUCUCUUUCUCAAUAAAAGACUGGCAUGGACCCUCUCGUCUGUAUUGUGUAGGGCCUCAGAUGAGGUGGGGAGUGAGCGGGUCUACCUGUGCAUGGCUUUGGCAUUGUGAAGCCUAUGGACUAAAGGAAGAGAGCGGAUUUUUAAAUGUAACAUGUAUGAAGAAGAGUAUUAAUGUCCCACGUGAAAUGACUAGUUAAAUAAACUAGCCAUUGCAUGGAGUUCUAGUAAAAGAGUUAUGUGUAACACCUUAGGCAGUCUUAUAUGAGUUUAGUCAUCUUUGAAAUAAUACAUCCUGACUUGUUUGAUGCAUAACAAGGUAAAACAAAUCUUUUCUUUUUAAAUGUUAAAAAAAUAGUAAUUGGUGUGUGUGUGUGUGUGUAAGUUGCAUGUGCACAGUGAAGGUGUAGCUUUCUUUCAGACCACAACUUUGAGGAGUUGGUUCUCUCUUUCCAUUGUGUGGGUCCUGGGGAUUGAACUCAGAUCAUCAGGCUUGUGUUCAUUCCUGUCUCUUACCAACGUCACCACACAUUUAAAAAGGCUUUCUGCUUUCCUCUUUUGUUUUCUGUCAGAUAUUAAAAAUGUCACUGUCUUACACCAAGUGUAUUACAAGAUAGUUUUUGUUUGCUUUUUUGCUUUUUGAAGUUUGUGUAUCCCAGGUUAGCCUCAAAUUUCUAUAUAGCUGAAGCUGGCCUUGAACUCCUGAUCUUCUUAUGCAUACUUCCCUACUGCUGGGAUCGCAGGUGUGCACCACCAUCUCCUGCUUUGGUUUUCAUCUGUUAUACUCAAGGUGUGUUUCCACUGUGGGUCUUAGCUGAGGGUGAUCUUUGGCAUGGUUUCCGAUUCUUCCACCUUGUGGCACCAAACAAGUCAGCAUGUUACCUCCAAGAGCUGAGGUUUCCUGGAGAUUGGAGUGUCACACAUAACUCUUUACUAGUCCUCCAUGCAAUGGCUAAUUUAUUUGACCAGUCAUCUCAUGUUGGACAUUGAAACUCUUUUACACACACACACACACACACACACACACAGAGUAAUAAAUACAAAAAUGUUAAGUGAAAUUCUGGAUAUUACUGUGUUGAGAACACUCAUUUUUCUGAGUAGACAUGUGUUGGAGUUGGCUGAUCUGAUGUCAAGUGGCUACAUUGUGCCAUGAACUUUAUGGUGGCUGGCCCAUAAAGUCAUGACUCUGGGAAGGGCUAAUAUCUGAUGGACUACUGACCAGUUGCUGAGAUCCCUCAUCCACUGACUUGCUUAUCAUUUUAUUGUUUACUUAAACAUCAAAAUAAAAAAGCACGCGGUUU